Molecule: messenger RNA, 935 nt
Organism: Heterobasidion irregulare TC 32-1
Lineage: Eukaryota; Fungi; Basidiomycota; Agaricomycetes; Russulales; Bondarzewiaceae
Exons: 6
Coding region: 131-679 (182 amino acids)
Biological process (GO): positive regulation of cytoplasmic translation
Cellular component (GO): cytoplasm
Molecular function (GO): translation regulator activity; single-stranded RNA binding; zinc ion binding
Source: RefSeq, a predicted model, not a curated record
AUCCACCACCAUCACCUCCACUUCACGUCUUUCGCUCGUCGGCGGAGGGUUAGCAGGAAAGGGUUAGCAGGUCGAGGGUUGAGAGGUUUUUGAAGAAAGCAGAUCAGAAGAGGCAUUGUAUUUAAGUAAAAUGGCGUAUCAGUUUCCUAGGAAGGGGUGUUUCAAGUGCGGCAACUUGGGGCACAUCGCCGAGAACUGUUCGUCCGACCAGCGGCUGUGCUACAACUGCCGCCAACCUGGCCAUGAAUCGUCCGCCUGCCCUUCUCCCCGCACUGUCUCUGCGAAGCAGUGCUACUCGUGCGGCGGUGUAGGACAUAUCCAAGCGGAAUGUCCUAGUCUCCGUCUCCAGGGUGGGAAUCAGAAGUGCUACAACUGCGGUCGCUUUGGACACAUCGCACGGGUUUGCCCCAACGGCGCAGGGGGUGGAAUGGGAUUCGCUUCCCGUGCUCCUCCCCCUGGCCGCGGCCUCAAUACGUCUACACUUCCCCCUGUGAAGUGUUACCGUUGCGGCGGGCCAAACCACAUGGCCAGGGACUGCCUCGCUGCCUCUGGCACUCUCGCUGACGGCAUCAACGGUCUUCCGGCGGCAAGUCUGAACAAGACCAAGACAUGUUACAAGUGCCAGCAGGAGGGACACAUCGCCAGAGAAUGCCCCGAGAACACCGAUUACGUCGCCUAAACCAAAGUAUGCGCGGACUGGUUCUUCUGCAUGCGUCGUCUGGGGGGGAGGAUAGGCAUCAAGCGAGAUUCGGCAGAGUGUUCUGUUGUGAAUUAUUUUUCUUCUGACCGCUGUAUAGUCUUGUGCCUCGAAUAUUGGACAGCAUCAGCUUCUGCACCAGUUAUUCGGCAUCUAUGCUUCCGAAGCUUCGGCAAUGUAUGUUCGUGGCCAUGAGAUGUCUUGAUUUGGUCGAGAUAUGAAGACCUUUGCAAGUCAC